This is a messenger RNA of Camellia sinensis, 1913 nucleotides long. Its product is annotated as UDP-glucuronic acid decarboxylase 4. The record is from RefSeq and is a predicted model, not a curated record. Gene Ontology annotation, biological process: D-xylose metabolic process. NCBI's taxonomy places the organism in Eukaryota, Viridiplantae, Streptophyta, Magnoliopsida, Ericales, Theaceae. Gene Ontology annotation, molecular function: UDP-glucuronate decarboxylase activity; NAD+ binding. Gene Ontology annotation, cellular component: cytoplasm.
AAGAGAGAGCGAAAUGGCUUUAAAACGAUGAGGACAACGACGAUGAUAAUAGCAUAAUAAACAAAUCACCAGUCACGCGCCGGAGAGCGAUAUCGCGGCGAAAAUUCAUGCAAAAGCCUCUUACUCUGCACCUCCCAACUCUUCCCUUUGAGUCUCUCUCACACCUCUCUCUCUCUCUCUAUUAUCUCUCUCUCUCUCUCUCUAUAUAUAUAUAUAUGUGCGUGUAUAUGUGUGUGUAUAUAUGAAUUCUCGAAUCGACGAAGGAAUGAAAAUGGAGACUGAGUUGAUCCGUGAAGGCGACGAAGCAAAACGUCGAAAUUCGGUCUCCGAAACCAACCGCAUUGGCUAUAUUUUCCGAGACCAGCGGCUCGUCUUCGCUUUGAUCGGAUUCGCCGCUGCCGCCAUCUUCUUCAGCGCCACCGCUUGGCCUGCUUCGCCACCGCAUGUGGUGCAGAUCGCUGACUCGUUUCGCCAGGACGAGUCCACUCACCUGCCUCGCCGGGUCGCGUACGAAAUACACAGCGAGUUGGGACGUGUCAACGCAGGUGGAAAGAUACCAUUGGGGUUGAAGAAGAAGAGUUUGAGGAUAGUGGUGACGGGUGGGGCCGGGUUUGUGGGGAGCCACCUCGUGGACCGUCUGAUGGAGAGGGGGGAUAGCGUGAUCGUAGUUGAUAAUUUUUUUACGGGUCGGAAAGAGAACGUGAUGCACCACCUAGGGAACCCAAGGUUCGAGCUCAUAAGGCACGAUGUGGUCGAACCCAUCCUGUUGGAGGUGGACCAGAUCUACCACCUGGCUUGCCCUGCCUCGCCUGUUCACUACAAGUUCAACCCUGUUAAGACCGUUAAGACAAAUGUGGUGGGGACAAUGAACAUGCUAGGACUAGCAAAGAGGAUUGGUGCGCGGUUCUUGCUGACCAGCACCAGCGAGGUGUACGGUGAUCCUCUCCAACACCCCCAGGUCGAGACCUACUGGGGCAAUGUCAACCCAAUCGGUGUUCGGAGCUGUUAUGAUGAGGGAAAGCGUACUGCUGAGACUUUGACCAUGGACUACCACAGAGGACUUGGCAUUGAGGUGAGGAUUGCUAGAAUUUUUAACACUUAUGGACCACGUAUGUGCAUCGACGAUGGCCGUGUCGUUAGCAAUUUCGUCGCCCAGGCAUUAAGAAAGGAGCCAUUGACUGUUUAUGGGGAUGGCAAGCAAACUAGGAGUUUCCAAUACGUCUCUGACUUGGUGGAGGGCUUGAUGCGAUUGAUGGAAGGGGAACAUGUUGGUCCUUUCAAUCUUGGCAACCCUGGUGAAUUCACCAUGCUUGAACUUGCCCAGGUGGUACAAGAGACCAUUGAUUCAAAUGCAAAGAUAGAGUUCAGGCCGAACACAGAGGAUGACCCCCACAAGAGAAAGCCAGACAUUUCAAAGGCCAAAGAACUUCUCGGGUGGGAGCCGGUUGUCUCCCUCCGGGACGGCCUUCCUCGCAUGGUUUCUGACUUCCGACAACGCAUAUUUGGUGACGAAAAGGGCAGUGGCGCCACGGGUAUGUCCUCAGCAUAGAUUGACAAAAACCAAAGGGCGCAGUGAGGAAGAAAGUAGAAAGAGGCAAGGGUAGAAUAUAAUAAAUGUUUUAAAACAACUAUAUUUAUUGUCUCUCUGUCACUUCCUUUUCACAAAUAAAUGUCCCAAAACAAAGAGGGAAAAAGAAGAGAUGUUUUUGUGGAGUACUAUAUAUAUGUUUCUUUCUAUAGAGUUGGAGAUAUUCAUUUUUUACAUUUGUAGAUUGUCUUCUUCUGCCUUCUAUUAUGUAAUUUGUUUUUGUCUUUCAUUUUCAAUAUUAUAAGAUCUGUUAUUACUCAACAACGGUGUAUUUAAUAUUAUAAGAACUGUUGUUACACAACAACGGUAUAUUUUAGGACAACAA